Messenger RNA from Melanotaenia boesemani (Boeseman's rainbowfish), 1597 nucleotides. RefSeq names its product gap junction Cx32.2 protein-like. Gene Ontology annotation, cellular component: connexin complex. Bases 123 to 905 code for a protein of 260 amino acids. Lineage: Eukaryota; Metazoa; Chordata; Actinopteri; Atheriniformes; Melanotaeniidae. The transcript has 3 exons. Gene Ontology annotation, biological process: cell communication. The record is from RefSeq and is a predicted model, not a curated record.
CAAAUCUAAAGUUCAAGGUAUCGUAGACAGGUUUGGUUGGAGCACUGAACUCUGUCAUUCAUCUCCACUGCAGGUGACGGGUGUGUUUGUCUCAAAGAAGGUCCUUUCAAUUCAAAGAAACCAUGGGAGAGUGGGGUUUUCUGUCCUCUCUGCUGAAUAAGGUGCAGUCCCACUCCAGCGUCGUCGGGAAGGUCUGGCUUAGCGUGCUUUUCGUCUUCAGGAUCAUGGUACUUGGAGCCGGAGCAGAAAAGGUUUGGGGUGAUGAGCAGUCCAGCAUGGUCUGUAAUACCAAACAACCAGGUUGUAAGAACGUCUGCUACGACUAUGCCUUUCCAAUCUCACACAUUCGGUUCUGGGUCCUCCAGAUCAUCUUUGUUUCAACACCAACGCUUAUUUACCUCGGCCAUGCCAUUCACGUCAUCCACCAAGAGAAUAAGCUGAGAGAGUAUAUGAAGACUCACUCUGGUAGUGAAGUCCUCAAAACGCCUAAAUAUUCUGAUGAAAAGGGCCAUAUCAAGAUUAAAGGUAAUCUACUGGGAAACUACAUGACCUCCAUCUUUUUCAGAAUUCUUCUGGAGAUAGCUUUCAUUGUAGGGCAGUAUUACCUGUAUGGGUUUGUCAUGGACCCACUAAUCGUCUGCUCCCGAGCCCCAUGUCCCUUCACGGUGGAGUGCUACAUGUCCCGACCAACUGAGAAAUCCAUCUUCAUCAUCUUCAUGCUGGUUGUGGCCUGCGUCUCUCUUCUGCUCAACGUGGUCGAGAUCUUCUACCUGGCAUGCUGCCAGUCAUCCAGAAGGAAAUCUAAAACAGUGCCAGCAACAGCUGUCGCCCUUCACCCCCGUUUCACCAGUGACAGCCUGAUGAAAAAUCAGAAGCUUAGCCUCCAAGAUUCCAGUUCGGCCUAAGGGACGCCAUUUAGAUCCAACAGACAAACUCUUAAAGUUGCAGUGCUCAACUUUCUCACCCUAAAAUUAUGUCGGGCACAUUUUGAUGGCACAGUGACAUUUAUAAUGUACAUAAUAAAUGUCCAUCAAAACAAGUCAGAAUUACAUAAUUUUAAGGUCAGAAAGUUUUUUUUACUGCCGUUUUAAAAAACAACUAAUACGGUUCAAUUUUCAGGAUACAGUGGCGUACAUUUGUGUAAAAUCUCUAAAAGUUCAAAUUAGUAAGAAAUAUGUUUAUAUAAAAAAACUAUAUAUUUAAAUAUGUAAUAACACCCAAGAGCAAUAAAUGUUAGCUUACAUUGUCACUGAGCAAACUUUUAUCUUGUUUUUUGCUUUAUAUUUUGUAAUAUUAUUAUUAUUAUUAUUAUAUGGACCAGUUUUAGGUACUUGUACCAUGAAGUUGUAGGUUGGCAGUUGUGGCGCCAGCCUUUGUUAGUCAGUGUUCUGUGACCUUGUAUUUGGAGGCUGAAUGUCGAGGUGACCUGAAUGUACGCUAUCAUAUUGGCAAAUUAACUAGAAUUCCAGCCUAAAAGUAUAUCUUUUUCAAUGUUUUGUAUAUUGGUGCGGCUUCUUGUUUUGUGUUUGUAACUGAUUGUAAACUUGAUAAAUUCAUAAAGAUAUCUUGUUUAUUAAAACACGCUCAGAGUCUCUCA